Messenger RNA from Didymodactylos carnosus, 2828 nucleotides. NCBI's taxonomy places the organism in Eukaryota, Metazoa, Rotifera, Eurotatoria, Philodinida, Philodinidae. The record is from the annotation of a GenBank genome assembly.
AUGACGCCACCUCAAAUAUUCACCGAUGAAGAAGGUGAAAGAGGAAAAUUAUCGAUGAUUAGUAAUUUUAAUUUAGAUGAAUUAAAGCGGACAGUAAAUAACGAAAGAAAGAAAAAUGUCGAAUUGAUUACAAAAAUACAAGAAUUAGAAAGUCAGAAAUUGAAAGAUAUGAGCCAGAGAAAUAAAGAAUUUAAUCAUCUUCAAUCACAACUAACCAAGUAUCGUUGUGAUUUUGAGAAAAGUGAAAUGUUACGUCAAACAUUAGAAUAUGAGUUGACAGUGAUGCGUAGUCAGUGUGGAAAAGAAUCAUUUAAAUAUAAGGAAUCAGAACAAAUACUAGAAAAGACAAAAGAAUUAUUUUCAGAUAAACUAAAAGAAAUGAACUCCGAAAUCGAGCGUUUACGAACUGAAUUAACAUCAAACGCACAAAAGUAUGAACAUGAAUUACAGCGAUUAGACGAUAAUCUAAAACAAAAGAAUGAACAAAUCUAUAAACUUCAGUCAACAGCUGAUAUGCAUUAUGAACGAGAACGACGCAUUAGAACAUUAAAUGAACAAAUUGAAAGAUUAGAAAAAACAUUUGAUGAAUCGGAGCAAAUUUCUCGAAAAUAUGUGGCUGAUGCGAUACAUGCAAAAGAUAAAGAAAAUGAUAUGAAAAUAGAAUAUGAUGUAUUGUUUAUGAAAGUUCAAUUUUUGGAACAGACGCUUGAAAAUGAACGAACGAUAACCAAUGAAACAAAAUUAGCAGGAGAAUUGCUGAACUGUCGUGUAAAAGACUUACAAACAACUAUUGAUUUAAUUAAACAAGGCAAAUUGAAUGAUGAAAACAAAAUUGAAGAAUUACAAAAACAGAUUGUAGUACGCCGUACAACGUUAAAUCAUUUACAGAAAGAUUUGGAAGAGAAAUGUUUAGAAAUGAAUAAUGCAGAACAAUUUUAUGAAAAAACAAUCAAAUCAUUAAAAGAUGAACUAACAAAUUAUCGUCGUAAAGCACGUUUAAUCGAAGAUAAGCAUUCGUGUUGUAAUGUAAAAUUGAUUGAUCUAUUGAAACUCUGCAAAAUAAUUCCAGAUACAGCAGAUCAGAAUAAUAUCGUGAAUUUUGUUCCAUCAUCACAACAGUUGGAAGAGUUAAGAUUAUACGUCGAUGAUUUAAGAAAAAGUUCAAAUGAAAAAGUGAAUGAGAUUUCUCGUUUGAAAAAGUCCAUUGAACGUUUAACAAGGACAUACGCAAGUCUACAUCGAACGCAAUUAGACCGUGUUCAUAGUAAAGAUGGUAACUUAGCUGAAAUGUUAUCUAUUAAAGAUGAAUAUCAAGCAUGCAAAUAUGAUAAAGUAGCGUUAGAAGAAUUACUCAUGAUUACCAGAACUGAAUUACAACAAUUAGACAAACAAUAUCAACAAGUAUAUCAGCAAAAUUUGGAAAUGAAAUUAUUUAUACAACAAAAAUUAAAUGAUUCACCCAAAGAACAAGAAGAAAUGCUGAAUUUGUCUCUCUUGAAAUCGAUUGAUGAUCGUUUACAAAUAGCAAUUCGUUCAUCGUCAGAUGAUAAGAAUAACAUCGAUUCUCAACGAUUAACGUUACAUCAAAAUAGUGAUAUUUGUUCAGUAAUCAAUGAUGGAUUGACAAUUAUUCUCAGUCGAUAUGAUUCUCUUAUGAAUUCUACUCAACAGUUAGAACAGCAAUUAAAUACACGAGAAACAGAGUAUAAUCGAAUACAGCAGACAAUGGAAGAACAAAUAUUGAAAUUUAAAACAGAUAUCAAUGAACGAGAUGAAAAAUUUAGUAAACAAAAAGAAAUGAUAAUUAGACAAUAUGAAAUGACCAUUCAAGAACUACAAACAAAUUUAAAAAAUAUUGAACUUAAAUCUCUUGAAACGCUUCAUCGUAAUCAAUUAUUAGAAACGGAAAAUUUGGAAAAGAAACGUAUUUAUGAUAAAUCUCAGUCUGUUAUCAAUGAAAAAGAUGGUGAGAUAAAACAAUUGAAAAUAUUAUCCACAUUUCUUGUUGGUCUCAUUUAUCCAUUAAAACAACGUUAUACACUUUUAAUUCAACAAAUAAAUAUAUUGAAACAAUUUUAUUUAAAUUAUCACCAAAUAAAACAAUUUAUUAUCAAAUCGUCUAACUUAGUCUGUAGAACACCAAUUCUUCGUUUUCGAAAAUAUGUGAUUGCAAUUAUUGCCUAUGACAGACUAUUGUUAUUAUUAAAAAAGAAAAAAUUAUUUUUAAUUAAUAAUGAACAAUAUCAUUAUGGAAAAACACAAUUAAAUUAUGUAUACAGAUUACCAAAUUCAAAACAACGAAUGGAGAGUAUGUCGAUUAUAUUUAAAUUUUUGUCUUGUCAUUUUAUUUUUACAAAAAUAUUGAUUGAUCACAUAAUUUACAACGUUUAUAAACCCUUUUCCUGUCUAGAUACAUAUGUUGUGGAGAAAGUACAGAAUGAGCGAUUCUAUAGAUUCCCUAAUCAGUACUGAGAAGGUAUAGAAUGAGGUUUUGAGCCUCGCUAGGGAAUGAAUAAAAUUUUCAAAUACUAUAUUUCUGACUAGUUUUUCUCCCCCAAAAAACGACAAAUCUUUUGAAUAUGGUCAUUUCUAUCUCUUCUCACGAUAUUUUGCACUCAUGAUAUUAACUUAGUUUUAGAUAUACGGAGUUCAUCCAUUAAGUGCGGAGUGACGACAACUUCCAUGGAAAUUCCAGAAUUAGUCUAAUUGCCACUCACUUUCACGCUGCGAUGCUCCCUCUCCCUACUCACAUACUGGUAGAAUUGAAACUCUAGUUGGAAUCCGAACAGAAUCUGCUCUGGAAGUUUUCUGUGGAUGUUGUCGCCACU